Molecule: messenger RNA, 1905 nt
Organism: Macadamia integrifolia
Lineage: Eukaryota; Viridiplantae; Streptophyta; Magnoliopsida; Proteales; Proteaceae
Product: casein kinase II subunit alpha-2-like
Exons: 10
Coding region: 122-1396 (424 amino acids)
Biological process (GO): protein phosphorylation
Cellular component (GO): cytosol; protein kinase CK2 complex; nucleus
Molecular function (GO): protein serine/threonine kinase activity; ATP binding
Source: RefSeq, a predicted model, not a curated record
ACAAAACGAAAUCGAAAAGGAGGUGUGAGGGGAAGCCGGGAAGGGGGAGUCGCCGUGUCGGCUCUUUUGUUCUUUCCUUUUUUCUUCUUCUUCUUCGCAGGUAAGAAUUUACCUCCUUUUCAUGGCCAUAAGGCCACUCCGCCUAUUUCAGGAAUAUCGUAUAGUUUCUUUCUACCUCGCAACGCUUACUUCCUCCGCGUGUUCUUCACAUCUCAAUCUUCUACCGGUGAGAACCGAAAGAGUACCCCUUUCAGGCAUCAGGAAGAUCUUCUGUGUUUCUCCACUCGCCUACGCAGAGCAAGAACGAUCGUUGCGUAAUUGCAUUUCGUCAUCCCUAACGGAAAAACUGGCGCAGAAGAUAGGAAAAUCUAUCCGCAGGCCCGGUGCCGCUUCAAAGGCUAGGGUUCAUGCCGAUGUGAAUGUACUCCGACCUAAAGAAUACUGGGAUUACGAGUCCCUUGCCGUCCAAUGGGGGGAACAGGACGACUAUGAAGUGGUUAGGAAGGUUGGAAGGGGUAAAUACAGCGAGGUCUUUGAAGGUGUCCAUUGCACUAAAAAUGAGCGAUGUGUUAUAAAGAUCCUCAAGCCCGUAAAGAAGAAGAAGAUCAAAAGGGAGAUUAAAAUACUGCAGAACCUUUGUGGAGGGCCUAAUAUUGUGAAAUUGCUGGAUAUUGUCAGGGAUCAGCAAUCAAAAACUCCUAGCUUCGUAUUUGAAUAUGUGAACAAUACGGAUUUUAAAGUGCUUUAUCCAACAUUAACAGACUACGAUACUCGAUAUUACAUCUACGAACUUUUGAAGGCACUGGAGUAUUGCCACUCACAAGGUAUUAUGCACCGAGAUGUGAAGCCCCACAAUGUAAUGAUUGAUCAUGAGCAGCGUAAGCUUCGUCUUAUAGAUUGGGGGCUUGCAGAGUUCUAUCAUCCAGGAAAAGAGUACAAUGUUCGGGUCGCUUCAAGAUACUUUAAAGGCCCAGAACUUCUAGUUGAUUUGCAAGACUAUGAUUAUUCUUUAGAUCUGUGGAGCCUUGGUUGUAUGUUUGCUGGAAUGAUAUUCCGUAAGGAGCCAUUUUUCUAUGGGCAUGAUAAUUAUGAUCAACUGGUCAAAAUAGCCAAGGUUCUUGGGACCGAUGAAUUAAAUGCAUAUCUGAACAGAUACCGAUUGGAGUUGGACCCACACCUUGAGGCCCUCGUUGGGAGGCACAGCAGGAAACCAUGGACGAAGUUUGUUAACUCUGAUAAUCAACAUGUAGCAGUUCCAGAGGCAAUUGAUUUUCUUGACAAGUUGCUGCGGUACGACCACCAAGAAAGGCCAACUGCAAAAGAAGCAAUGGCUCAUCCUUAUUUUCUUCCAGUGAAGAGUGCAGAAAGCAGCAGGACUCGUACCCAAUUAGUUUGAAUUCUACAUCCUGAUCCAAAAUCAGAUUGGGUUCCACCACUGAUCAAUAAUGGGGUCUCACUAGUUUUUCUAUGUAUGAUGAGAUAUAAUUAUGGGAUUUGUCUGAAUGACACCUCUUUAGGUGUAUCUAGAAAUGUUAACCCUCUUUUAAUGGCCAUUGUCUUAUAUCCGUAAGUCCUUUAAAUCAUAGGGUGAAAAUGGAUUUUCAAAUUAUUUGAAAGUGACGUACUGUUAUAUCAUUUUCAACAACUGUCAUCAAGUCCCGCACAAUUUUCAAGUGCGUAUGUGAUGGAUCUUUCCCUAAUCGAGAGAAAAAGUGUUGUAUUAAGAGGGCAAGAAAAUAAGAUUACAAAUUAUUUGACACCUUAAGAGGUGUCAAUAAGAAAAUCCCUAUAAUUAUUGUUAUUAUUUUAGUUUUGGUCAGGAUUGUCUUUAUGAACUUGAACUUUUCCAGGAAUAUCUGUGCUGUUCACUGAUCAGUAAAGAUCUAAACCUUAUAUUUGGAUUCA